Molecule: messenger RNA, 6712 nt
Organism: Fopius arisanus
Lineage: Eukaryota; Metazoa; Arthropoda; Insecta; Hymenoptera; Braconidae
Gene: dsd
Product: attractin-like protein dsd
Exons: 6
Coding region: 143-3997 (1284 amino acids)
Cellular component (GO): Golgi apparatus
Molecular function (GO): protein binding
Source: RefSeq, a predicted model, not a curated record
CUCAUCGUCGGGACUCCACUCCGCACUCUCGACUCCGCCAGUGUAGCGAGCACUCAACAACUCGGUGAAUCGGGGAAAAAAAUAGAGAGUAACACUCGUGUUCCGCCAUCGGCCAUUGUCUCUGACAUGGAAGCCCAGCAAAAUGGCAGAAGUUGUGCAGAUGUUUUUGUUCCUAUAUAAAUCAAAGUAUCGACGAAAAGUGCCGGAUCGCGAUGAUAAAUUAGUGUACAAUGUUCCGUACGCGUUGCUAUGGGCUGUGAUAGUUUGGGCGGCGUUGUUGAAAGGUGCCGCAACAGCAUCAUCCGCCCCAGAAGCUACAUGCGAUCUCGACAAUUGUGUCAACGGUGACUGUGUCAAUGGUAGCUGUCUGUGUCACGACGGCUGGCAGGGACCAGCCUGUCAAUACUGCAGCGGUAAAGUCAGACUGACAGCACCAUCCGGUAGCAUCCACGAUGGUACUGGAAAUUACACGACAGACGUUAAAUGUUCGUGGCUGAUCGAGAGCACCCCGAAUUCCUCCAUACGUAUGCAUAUCGAGGAAUUUGCGACAGAAUGCGGGUGGGAUCAUUUAUAUGUAUACGAUGGGGACAGCGUGGAGGCACCAUUGUUGGGUGUAUUUACGGGACUUAUGCACAAGGACGGAUAUCACAUACGGCGUGUGCCCGAGGUGAUUGCACGCUCCGGCAGUGUCUUCCUACAUUUUUACUCGGAUGUUGCUUAUAACAUGAGUGGAUUCAACAUAACGUACAAGAUAAACGCAUGUCCUAGCAGAUACUCCCACAUAGACUGUUCUGGUCACGGUGUAUGCACCGAGGGUGCAUGUACCUGUGACGCGACAUGGACAGGCGAGGCGUGUGACGCAUCAGUGUGCCCAAACAAUUGCUCCCACCACCACGACCAGGGUAUUUGCAAUGGAGAGAGCCACCAGUGCGACUGUGCCCCGGGGUACAAGGGCUCAGAUUGCAGCCAGCGAGUAGAGCGAGGCUACUGGGAGACUAUUCCCUACAAGGACUUCUCCCCAGAGGGUUCAGCAAGCCACUGCUCAAUCGUCUGGCACGACUCGCUCUACAUCGUCGGUGGUGAGAGCUUCCACCGUUCGAAGAUGAUAUACGUCUAUGACUUCACUGGCAACGUCUGGGAGACACCUCACAUCGAGGGAUUGCGUCCACUGCCCCGUUACUCCCACUCAUGCGUUCUAUUCGGGGAUAAGAUCUACAUGUACGGUGGUGUUAUUGAAAAUUCCACAGUGACAAAUGAAUUAUGGGCGUUCGACAUAUCAUCCAAAGUCUGGGAGAACGUUACUGUGCGCCACCAGUGCAACAACAGAACAAUGUGUGGACCCCUCAGAGUUGCCGGCCACACAGCCAACCUGGUGCACACACACGACAAAAAUGUUAAAAUGGUGGUAAUAUUCGGUCAUUCUCCUCAAUAUGGUUACCUGAAUACCGUUCAGGAGUAUUAUUUUGGCACAAGGGAGUGGAGAAUAGUGGAUUCCACUGGAUUUCCCAUAAAGGGUGGCUAUGGGCACAGCGCUGCCCACGAUCCACUGACAAAUUACAUAUACGUAUACGGUGGCUACGUAUCAGAGUCUCAGAAUAAUCAGGCAUUAACCAAUCGCAUGUACUCGUAUCAUCCCAAUACGCGUGUCUGGCGUCUUCUCACAUCAGCCCCCUCGGCACGUUUCUUUCACACUGGUGUCUUCGUAUCUGAUGGCAUUAUGCUGAUAUUCGGUGGUAAUACCCACAACGAUACAAUCCACUCGCACGGUGCACGUUGUUAUUCAGCCGAUACAAUAGCUUACGAUGUGACAUGUGACUCGUGGCAUCAAUUUCCGAUGCCACGUGAGAUGUCCGAUUUGCCAAGGUAUGGUCACAGCGCAACAAUAUUCGGACAGUCAAUGUACAUAUAUGGGGGGUUUGAUGGGCAAAUGCUGUCGGAUAUGUUGAUUUAUACGCCAGGGAGUUGUGAGCAUUUAACGUCACAGAGCCAGUGUUUGAUAGCUAGAACUGGACUCAAGUGUGUCUGGGACAAGAGGCAGGAUCGUUGUGUACAGAUAACGAGGAGUUUGCGGCAGAAGUUGUGGCAGAGUGAUAAUAUCCACGAUUCUACCUAUAUGAAAUGUGUGGAUGAUAGUCAACCCAGGGGAAUGACUUCCCACAAGGAGCUUUGUAAAUUGAUAACCGAUUGUGCAGCCUGUGUGCAGACGUCUUAUGACUGCGUCUGGUGCAACAUGAAGGGCUGCGCUCAUGAGGUUUGUGGACGUACACCAAGUGCACCUCCACUCACUGGGAUUACGAGUUUGGAUCAGUGUGAGACUCACACUGGAAUUGAGUGUGGUCAAUUGCACACUUGUCAUGCCUGCUCGAAUAAUCAGGAUUGUGUGUGGUCGUGGCCCAAUGGCCCUUGCAAGCAGAUAACUAAGAUCAGGGAUAUCAGUUUUGCCAAUAGCACUGCUAUUCAGGCCCAGAGACUGACCAUGGACUCCUGUAGAAGUCCCUGUGUUAAUUACAAACACUGCAGCAAUUGCACAGAGAAUGAUUGCAUAUGGUGUCAGAAUGAGGGAAAGUGCGUUGAUAAAAAUGCAUAUCCAGUGAGUUUUCCUUAUGGUCAGUGCAGGGAAUGGACGACCAAUGGGGCGAAGUGCAGAGCCACUGAGACUGGCAAGGAGUGGUGCAGUUUUUAUUCGUCGUGUGUUAACUGUCGGUCUGACCCUGAGUGCGGAUGGUGUGAUGAUGGCUCAAAAACUGGCAAGGGGGUUUGUAUGCCCGGGGGAUCGAGAGGACCCAAUUCCAGGACGGGGGGCUUUUGUCCAGUUGAUCGGUGGUUCUUCACCAAUUGUCCUGCCUGCCAGUGUAAUGGCCAUAGCACGUGCUAUGGGAAUAGCAGUGACUGCAUCAAACCAUGCGGGAAUUUGACGAGGGGGGCACACUGUGAUAAGUGCAUUCCUGGGUACUUUGGUAGCCCUUUGAAUGGGGCUACGUGCCAGCCAUGCUCUUGUAAUAAUCAGGGGACUGAGUGCACCAGUGAAACUGGCAAGUGCUUCUGCACCACCAAGGGCAUUAUUGGGGAUAACUGCGAACGGUGUGAUGUUUCUAGUCUCUACCAUGGCGAUCCAACUAAGGGGUCAUGCUUUUACGAUUUGGCAAUCGACUACCAGUUCACAUUCAACCUAAGCAAAAAAGAGGAUCGCCAUUACAGAGCAAUAAAUUUCAAGAAUUCCCCAUCGAAACCAGACGUCGACGCUGAAUUUUCAAUAAUGUGCUCUGUACUGGCGAAAAUGAAUAUAACAAUAAAGAAAGCCAAUAGUCCCGAGAAACCACUCCUGCUUGGUGCCAAUUGUACGACGUAUAAGCAUCGUUUUAGUAAGGCUGACUAUAAUUUUGGAAGUGAGGAUAACACAACAUUGACAACAUUCUACGUAUACGUUUAUGAUUUUCAACCGCCUCUCUGGAUACAAAUAUCAUUCUCCCAGUACUCGAAACUCAAUCUCCAGCAAUUUUUCAUCACAUUCUCCACAGAUUACAUCACAACGCACAGGUGCUUCCUUGCUCUUCUGCUGGUGGCUGCCAUAUUAUGGAAAAUAAAGCAGAAAUAUGACAUGUAUCGGAGACGUCAGAGACUCUUCGUCGAGAUGCAACAGAUGGCUAACCGUGCCUUCAGCCAAGUCUUGGUGGAGAUUGAGAGACGUGAUAUUCCACCGGAUAUUGAGAGAAACGAUGCAGAGACCAAUAACGGCAGGAAGAAGAAAAAGGAUGCUCCAAGUCCAAUAGCCCUGGAGCCAUGCAGUGGCAACAGAGCAGCUGUUUUAUCGUUGCUAGUCAGACUACCAACGGGUGGUGAGCCUUACACACCAGCAGGUCAGAGCGCUGGUCUAGCAGUAGCAUCUGCACUAGUCACCCUGGGUAGUCCAAGAAGGCCUUCCCAAGAACUGACAACAAAGGAGCCCAAGAAAUCACGUAAAUCCGCCAGUCAACAUCCCGACUCAACCUGCAUCUAGCAAUGGAUGAAGGUAAUCACUUUUAUCUCCACCAUUUGUGCUUUCAUAUGUAUUUCAAUAUGAUUUUAUUAUUUUUUAAUUAUCGAGAGCAACUGACGUGACCUACUCAUUCGAAUCAAUGCCCAUUUGUUUUUUAAUCGCGAAUGAUGUUUAUUAUUUCAUCAUUUUCUCCUUCCUUAUUUUCAUGCGAUGAAUGAAAAUUAUGUAAUCUUGGCAAUGAACUUCCGAGCUUCUUUUUUAGUGGAAAGAUCAACCUAUUCCACAAGUCGAAUGAAAUGAUUUUUUUUUCAAUGAUCAUUUUUUAAUCUAUGACUGAAUCGAUAAUUUUUCAGUGUAAAUCACCAUAUUUUUUAUGCUAUUCACGUGUAAUUCAUGGCUAUAAUCGAUUAAUUUGUCCUGCCCUUGAAUAUGUAUGAUUGCAGAUUGUCAUUCUGCUGCGUUAACAAUUUUUCUUUUAUUCUCUUUCCUCAAUUUAACGAUUUAACGAGUUUUGACGUGGACUGGAUAAGGCUGAUUAUCUAGACUGCUUUGAAAAUGGCCCGCCUUAAAAACAAAUGGCUACUUACGGUGUAAAUGCUCUCUCCCACGUACAAUAUUGUAAAUAAGCCUACGUGUACCGUUUUUGAAUGUGCUGAUUUAAUGCAGCAAUUUGUUGAAACUCGAUGGUGAUAAUCAAAAACAGAGAAUAGAAGAAAAAAUGGUUGGGAGUUGAGAAUUGGGAGGAAUUGUACAGUUAUGAGAGGAAAUAACGAAUCAGAGUGAUUAAUUCAUUUUAUUUCGUGGUAUGCUUGGUGGCAUGUAAGUGUGAAAGUAACGAAUGUAUUAACCUUGAUUUAUUUUCAAUGUUUUCGAACGCUAGAGCACGAUAAAUAUUUCAAUUCUAAACCAAGGGACUUAAAUAAUAGGGAGACAGUGAGGGCCUUGCAUUUAAUAAUAAGCUUGUCUUAGUAUUUCAUUUUCCUUUUGCCCCUCGAACAAAUAUUAGGAUAGAAUUUUAAUGCAAUUGAACGCUUUAUUUUCACUCAGCGUUCAUUGUACGAAAGUAUGUCAUUUACCAAAAAAAUGAGAAUUAAAAUUGUUUUUAUUGAGUUAUGUAUUAUUUAAAUCAUUUUCACAAAAUUAUCGUCGGAUUUACUUGUUUAUCAGCUCGUCUUGUCAAUGACAUUAACGAAUUUGAAUAAUGAUAAUUACUCAAUGUAGGAUAAGUAAAGAUGCAUUUUUUUUUUCAAAAGUUUAAUACUUGUACUUUUUAUAACGCGAUGUAUUGUGCAGAGUGAGCAGAUUGUAAAAUAAAUUAUUCUUAAAAUUAUUGAAUUCAUUACAACGCUAGAGCAUCAUUUUUUAUUCCUCAUUCAUUAAAAUUUCCAUAUUCAUGUCUGGCUAAAAUUUUCAAAUAGAACCAAAAUUGUCAUUAAUUCAUAAUGGCAACUCGAAUUAGUGUAAGAAUAGAGCAGUAAAUUAUUUCAAUUAGUCUUCUCUGGCAGUGUAUAAAAAUAUAUCUAAAUAAAGCAUCGAAUUUCGUCCAGUGACUGGACACAUAGUCGUCAGAAUUUGGGACUUUCUUCUUUGAUGCAAAGAAGAAACCCCCAAUUAUGUCAGAGUCCCAAUGCGAUACCAUUAAAAUAAAUACAAUAACAAUGAUGACAAUGUUUUCCACGUCAAUUUUAUUUUUAGAAAAAAGAUACUGUGUUAGCUCUGAAAUUAUAGAAUGGUUUUCCUCGCGAAUGCAAUUAGUUAUUUAAUUGAGAUAAAUUUAACACGCGAGGAAAGAAUGUUAAGCCGGUCUGGAGGGUAGUACCAAGAAACACAAGUAGUAAAGUAAGACAAGUUGAAUUUUUCCCUUUUCUCAACUAUCGAGGAAUCUAAUAAGACUGUUGAUUUCAGAAAGAAAUAUCAAAAAAUGUUUUUUUCGUAAACUCAAUCAAAGUCAACAGUUUUCGAGAUGAAUCGAUAAUAAAUGAAAGGCUAAAUUCAAUUCAUUUCGCCUUCUUACUUCACUGCUGAAUUAUCAAUUAGAAACGACCAUCAAUCACUUACGUAAUUAGCAAUGCCAGGUUUUGCAACCCCAAUUUUAGUCGUCUCAUCAAGAUUGACGUACGUCACCAUAUUAUUUGGCGCAUUGAAUCAUUUAUGCAUAUGCACGUACGCAGAACACAUCCCUGAUCAUAAGAUAUCCAAGAAAAGAAUAAAAAAAAAUGCAAAAAAAAUAUAUAUUGAACAUAUAUUUUCAUUCAAUUAUGUAUUCAGCUCGAUCUAGUCUAUAAUGAUGAACAAAAUGAGUGAUUGAAGUACGUAUGUGAAAGAAUUGGUACAGAAGUGGAAAGAGGGGCGUAGAAUUAGAUGAGACAUGAAGGACGAAUUGGCAGGAGGGGAGAAGGAAAAAUGACGUAUCUGGCCAGUCCCGUUGAAAUCGAAGGGUGUCAAUGUCAUGAUUUUGGGAAUUAGAGUGGCUAAAUACUGCGGAGCCAAAUUGAUUAAGGGGCGGAUGUUCAAUGCAGCUCAAACAUUAAAAAGACUGGCGAAUUGUUCCAAUAAACGUUAUUAAAUUGACAGGAAAAGAUGAUUGAACUGAAUAAUUAAAAACUCAGCCAUAUUUUUGUCCCAGAUUGUAUAGAUACUGAGUGAGUGUAAAUUUCAUUCGAGUAUGAUUCCGUGUGACUGAUAAAUAUGUAUUAUAAAUGCAGAUAUUGUUUAAAUAAAAAUUGAUAUAUUAAA